Eublepharis macularius is the source of this 1483-nucleotide messenger RNA. Its product is annotated as carboxypeptidase A1-like. Lineage: Eukaryota; Metazoa; Chordata; Lepidosauria; Squamata; Eublepharidae. Gene Ontology annotation, biological process: proteolysis. The record is from RefSeq and is a predicted model, not a curated record. Gene Ontology annotation, molecular function: zinc ion binding; metallocarboxypeptidase activity.
AAAACAGGGAGCUAUAUAGGACGACGAACUCAGGCGGCCUCUCUCAUUGCUGGCCAUGGAGCGCCUGAUGAUCUUUGGCUUUCUGCUCUCAGCUGCCUUCGGUGAGCAGCUCUUUGUUGGAGACCAGGUUCUCCGCAUCAGAGCAGACGAUGAAGAGCAGAUACACUUGUUGAGGGAGCUGGAAGAAAGGGAAGACUUACAGAUUGACUACUGGCUUGGCCCGGCUAAGCCCAGCCUCCCGGUGGAUAUGAGAGUCCCUUUCCAGAGCCUUCAGGCUGUCAAGGUCUUCUUGGAGUCCGAGGGGAUUCCCUAUACCAUCAUGAUAGAAGAUCUACAGGAUUUGCUGGAUAAGGAAAAUGAGAUCAUGUUGCUGUCCAGGAAAUCUGAGCGGAGCUUGGGGAAAUUCAGCUUCUCCUCCUACCACACCAUUGAAGAGAUCUACAGCUGGAUGGAUGAAUUUGUGGCUGAAAACCCAAACUUGGUCAGCAAACUCCAGAUUGGACAAAGCUAUGAAGGACGACCAAUCUACGUUCUCAAGUUCAGCACAGGAGGCGACAAGCGCCCCGCCAUUUGGAUCGACACCGGCAUUCACUCCCGAGAGUGGAUCACCCAAGCGACGGGUCUGUGGACAGCUAACAAGAUAGUCAGCGAAUUUGGCAAAGAUGCCUCAUUAACUGCGGUCCUAGACACCAUGGACAUCUUUUUGGAGAUCGUCACUAAUCCAGAUGGGUUUGCUUACACUCACAGCACGAAUCGCAUGUGGCGAAAGACGAGGUCCAUCAACGCUGGAUCUUCUUGCGUUGGUGUGGAUCCCAACCGGAACUGGGAUGCCGGCUUUGGAGGGCCUGGAGCCAGCAGCAAUCCUUGUGCAGAAACAUACCAUGGGCUCUUCCCUCACUCGGAGAGCGAAGUGAAAUCCAUCGUGGACUUCAUCCUAGGCCACGGGAACGUGAAAUCCGUGCUCUCCAUCCACAGCUAUUCCCAGAUGCUGAUGUUCCCCUAUGGCUACAAGCCACAGCGCCCUGACCAUCAGGAACUGAAUGAAUUGGCUCGAGAGGCUGUUUCAGCCUUGGCGGACGUCCACGGCACGGCAUACACGUUCGGAAGCACCAUCGACACGAUCUAUCAAGCCGAUGGGACAACCAUUGACUGGAGCUACGAAAACGGAGUCAAAUAUUCCUACACAUUUGAGCUGAGGGACACGGGCCGCUACGGUUUCGUUCUGCCCGCCAAUCAGAUCAUCCCAACGGCAGAAGAAACCUGGGUGGCACUCAUGAAGAUCAUGGAACACGUCCGCGACCAUUCUUCUUAACCAAAUGGGGUCAUGGUGGGGGAAAGGGGUACCUUCUGCACCUGAGGCCAUUCCCUGAGAUGAGUAGCAUUCUACGGGAACUAUAGUAAAGAGUCCAGUAGCACCUUUAAGACGAACCAACUUUAUUGUAGCAUAAGCUUUCGAGAACCACAGCUCUCUUUGUCAGAUGCA